Messenger RNA from Thermothielavioides terrestris NRRL 8126, 1779 nucleotides. RefSeq lists its product as uncharacterized. Gene Ontology annotation, molecular function: protein tyrosine/serine/threonine phosphatase activity; phosphatidylinositol-3,4,5-trisphosphate 3-phosphatase activity; protein tyrosine phosphatase activity. The record is from RefSeq and is a predicted model, not a curated record. The transcript has 3 exons. Bases 1 to 1779 code for a protein of 592 amino acids. Gene Ontology annotation, cellular component: plasma membrane; cell projection; nucleus. NCBI's taxonomy places the organism in Eukaryota, Fungi, Ascomycota, Sordariomycetes, Sordariales, Chaetomiaceae. Gene Ontology annotation, biological process: regulation of phosphatidylinositol 3-kinase/protein kinase B signal transduction; protein dephosphorylation; cell motility.
AUGGCCUCCGUCCUCCGCCAAAUCGUCGCCGGCCCCCGCGCCAAACACCAAGAGACAGGCCUCGACCUGUGCUACGUCACAUCCAACAUAAUCGUAACAUCCGGCCCCUCCCAGACCUACCCGCAGCGCGCCUACCGCAACCCGCUCGACCGCCUGGUCGCCUUCCUCGACGCCCGCCACGGCCGCGGCUGGGCCAUCUGGGAGUUCCGCGCCGAGGGCACCGGAUACCCGGACGAUGCCGUCCACGGCCGCAUCAGCCACUACCCCUGGCCGGACCACCACCCGCCGCCGUUCCGGCUCGUGCCGGUUAUCUUGGGCGGGAUGAGGCGCUGGUUGGCUGGUGGCGGGCUGCCUGGGGAUGGAGGGGCGGCAGCUGCUGCUGGAGGAGGAGGAGGAGGAGGAGGAGCAGGGAAGGAGGGGGAGAGAGGUGGGGAUGGGGGUGGUAGUGGUGAUGGUAGGGUCGUCGUGGUGCACUGCAAGGCGGGCAAGGGCAGGUCGGGCACGGUGGCGUGCAGUUACCUGAUUGCGGAGUGUGGGUGGACGGCGGAGGACGCGCUCGCGCGGUUCACGGAGCGCAGGAUGAGGCCCGGUUUUGGCGCGGGCGUGUCGAUUCCCAGCCAGCUGCGGUGGGUGAGCUAUGUGGACCGGUGGACGAAGGGUGGAAAGAAGUACGUGGACCGCGCGGUUGAGAUCGUUGAGGUGCAUGUCUGGGGCUUGCGGCACGGCGUCAAGGUCUCCGUGCAGGGGUUUGUGGACGAGGGGAAGAAGAUCCGGGUGUUCCACACCUUUAAGGGGGACGAGAGGAUCGUGGUUGAGGGAGACGCGCCCGGCGGCAGAGGGGUGGUGGAUAUGGUGCAGGACAUGGCCGGGUACGGGGCGAAGGCCACGGUGGAUGAUAAGGGGGAGAUUCUCGAGGACGCGGAUUACGAGGGCAUUACGAAAGGAAGCGUGGGCAGGCUGGGCAAGAAGGUGUCAAAAAGCAAGACGAUCGCGAUGCCCGAGUCGUCUCGGUCGACGUCCAGUGGCGCUGCACUCUCAAGUAAAGACGAGUCCCGCUCGCAGUCGACGGCCAGCCUGCAGAACGGCUUCACAUUCGCCAACCCUUCCGAACCGGGCGGCCGGGCGGUCAUCUUCAAGCCGGCCACCCCGAUCUGCAUUCCAAACAGCGACGUCAACAUCUCGAUCGAAAGGAGGAACCGCGCUCCGGCCGGCAUGGGCUUCACCAUGGUCACGGCCGUCGCGCAUGUGUGGUUCAACGCAUUCUUUGAAGGUCAAGGGCCCGAGCAGGACGGAAGGGCGGACGAGAGCGGCGUGUUUGAGAUCGAGUGGGAUAAGAUGGACGGCCUCAAAGGAUCGAGCCAGAAGGGAACGAGGGCGCUGGACAGGCUGUCGGUGGUCUGGCGCGUGGCAGGCACUGGCACUGUUGGGCCUGAGGGGGAAGCGGCUGCUGCCGCUCCAGGGGUGGCGAUCAACGAACCGGGCGUGGAUAGCCCCGUCCCGCAGAUGGCGCCGGCGGACUGGAAGGGAGGAAAUGCCGAGGACCCGUCGGCAGACAAGCACCUUGGGUUGAGGGUGGAGGACCCUGAGAGCCAAGGAGUUAGUAAGGCCAGUAGCCUGAAGAGCCAGGAGGUCGGAGAAGGGAGCGGUCCGGCGAAGGGGGAGGUCGAGGCCGACGAGGAGGCGUCUCUGGAGGGCGUCAAGGUUAGCGGCCCGAUGGGAGAGGAGAUGCUGGACGAGGUGUCUUCUGGCCAGGGCCCUCCGUCAAUGUCAGGUACUUGA